ACUGCUGUUGUUUUGGAGGAGGUAUCAUCAGCCAAGAACGCCAUGGGCCGAGCGCUGUCUGCCUGGGACUCGUACAAUGACUGCCUUAGCUCCCUUCAGGCUUGGCUUGAACAGGGUUCUGGAAUGCACAGCCAUGGCAACACAUCAAUGGUAACAUCUGAGUCCAUGAGUGAGUGGGGCUCGAGGUAUGCCCAUUUAAAUGAGGUGGGCAAUUUCCUAAUGGAGUCAACAGACCCUCAGACCAGCAGAGGCCUGGCAGACGAGCUGCGGAAACUCAACAAGCGCUGGGCAGAGUUUGUCCAAAGAAACAGGAUGGAAAACACAACAGAGCCCAGUGCAGAUACCCCAGCCAACUUCCAGGACCUCCAAUAUUUGAUCAGAGAGGCUACAAUGAUUCUAAAAGAGCCUCUGGAAGCAAUGGCAGGUCCUUUACGAGUAUACAGGAAACGUUUACAGGUCAGAACAACAGAGAAAUCUGUCAUUUAUUGCGCUUAUUAUUCACUUUCUUUUUUGAUUUCCAUCAGUCAUCAUUUCCGUGGUCUUCAGCUGGAGGGCCAGGUGGUCAUGGAAGAGCAGGACCUGCAGGUUGUAGUGAUGACUAGUCAGAAAACCACUCCUAUCCAGUACCUUCAUGCCUCUGCUAUGCAGAAACGAGUCCAAACUGCAGUGUCCCAGUCCCAGGAAGCUAUUGGUUUGCUCAGUAGCCUGGGCGCAAGAAGGGAGAGAAGCAGAAGCCCUCCGGAAGCCGGUCCUUCAUCAAAGGUCUUCAUCCAGGCUAAAGCAAAACCUCAACACCUGAGACAAUCAGAGACUGGACUGCCAGCUCAUCGGUCAGAAACUAAUAUUAUUUCACAUCAGAGUGAAGAAGCCUUUGUGCCAAAGAUAAUAGUGCAAGAAUACAGAGAAGAAAAGAUGGUGUCUCCACCAAUGCCAUAUACCUAUGCACAAGCUGUAACAGGUACAAGGGUACUUGAAGAGGGACAAACUGAGGCUUGCCAAGAUGCCAAAGCACAACCUCUUGAGAAAAUUCAAGAUACAUGUCCAAUACUCCAGCAACAACCCCUGGAACAGGGUCUUACAAGAAAAUGUGAGAAAGAAAAGCAACAUGCUUUAAAACAUAAACUGGAGCAAAAAGUACAAGAGAAGAAGGAACAAGAGUUCAGUCUAAAACAACCUUGCCAGGAUAAGCAAGAGAAACAAGAGAGUCAUGGUAAAGGCUCUCAGUUUCAAGUUAAACAGCACAAACCUACAAAUGUUAAAGAAGAAACACCCUUUAAACAAAUAGCUGAUGAAAAGGAUACUAUACAUCAGCAACCACCUGCAAAGAAAAAAUCUCUGAGUUCAAAAGAGCUUCAGAGCAGAAAGGCUCAAGCCAUGAAGAACCGCCCAUGGCUUCAGAAAACAGUCCUAGGAGAAAGGAAAAGCCCAGAUUUGUCUCAAAAACAAGGUUCCGCAAAAGAGCCAGUUCAGACUAAACAAAUCAAGGCACAAGUAAAUAGAGAGACAACAAGUUCUGCUCAGGUUGUUUCACAACAUACAUCAACUGACAGGGCACACCCUGAAUCACAGGCAAAGGUGACAAAGCAAACACAAAAACAACAACACCCUGCUGGGAAGGUAGAGCAGCAACAGCAACAAAAGAAGCAGCCUCAAGACUAUCAAAAACAACCACACCCACGUAUAAAACAGACAGAAAAGGAUUUGGGCACCAGGACUAAAUCCCAGGUCCUGUCUUUUACAAAAUCACAAGUUCUAGAUCAGCCAGAGCCUAAUGUUCAGGCUAAGCUGCAGUCAGUGGCCCAGGAUAAUUUCCAGCCCAAAAGUCUGGUUUACUCUUGUGCAGACAGUCAGCAAUCUCCAACCACCAUGCCCCAAACCAGAAUAAGUGAAAGUCAGCCACAGCAGCAAAUACUUCCACAAUGCCACGGUCACCCUCAAACAAGUGUCCUCUGUGGACCUCACCUGCCCCUGCAGGUCCAGGCAGGGUCUCCAGUCCGACCCAUCUCCCCAAUUCAGGCACCGCCAUCAGGUUUCAUCCAGCUUCCUGUGCCUUCCCACAUUCAGCUGCGUAAUCAUCCACAGUCCUGGGCUCCUGUUAGACCUCCGUCUCCUAAGCCACCAACAACUGGCAGGCCUGAAUCCCAUGGUCAGCAAAGCUUAACGCCUUCUCACCCUCAGCCGCAGUUGAAAAAACAGUCUCAGCUCCCUGCUUAUUCUGUGUGCCAGCCUCAGGUCCCAGCAAAUGUGGGAAAUCAAGCUCCAGCCCCACCACCUCAGCCUGUGGCUUAUCGUCAGACCCUUCCCCAGUCAGCUACCCAGGCUCAAAUCCAUCCCCAGCAAAAAUCAAGCCUUCAAACUGAUGCUAUUUCCAUUGGCCAGGUUCAGCAUAUUGUUAAACCAAUAUCUGGGGCGAAUCAGCCUCAAACACAAAUGUACCAUGAAACACAGGUUGGACCUUUAGUCCAUUAUCAGGAUCAAUCAGCACCUGAUCCCACAACUCUAACCCAGCCACCAGUCCUGCACCAUGGUCUUUAUCCUCAGUGUCAACUGCAAGCUUGGCCGCAAGUUCGAGCCUCAACCCAAAUGCCUAUUCAGCAUCUUCAAGCUACAGCUCAACCUUUGCUUUACCCUCGGCCUCAGUUUCCUUCUCAGCAAUGGACAGGAAAACAACAACUACAAAAUCAAGCCAAUCCCCAACUGGAGCCUCCCGCUUCAGAGCUGUACUCCCAGCAUUUUUCUCAAGCUUCACAUUCUCAGGGGUAUUCAGCAACUCAGGCUUUACCUCAGUGGGCUCAGCAAUCGACUCAGAUCAAACCCCAUGGGUAUGUGUUGGGUCCACCCUCCAUUCAGCCUCAAAUAAGUCCGCAGACUCAAUCCUGGACUCAAAGCCUUACUCAAAUCAGUUCCCAGAGCCAAAUCCAACCGAGUCCCCAGACAGGAACUUUUAAAGUACAGAGAGAGCAAGGCCAGACCCAACAAGAGAGCUGGUUUCAGCCACAACGACAGCCCCAGACUUAUCAUCAGCCUGAGUCUCAGACAUAUUUACCAGCUCAGCAUCACGUCCACAUGCAACAUCAAUCUCAGCCCCAGAUGCACACUCAAAUACCCCUACAACUACAACCACCAGACCCAGCUCAUCUUCAGCUCUCUACACAGAACCAACCAUACACUCUUCAAGGCCAGUUCCAAGCUCAACCCCCGAAUCAGCCGCUGCUGCAAAGUAAAAUUCAUGCCAAAACAAGUCAGCGUGAGUCCAAUCCUCCCCUUCAGCAUGGCUCUCCUCAGCCCACAGUCCUGUUGCACCCAGUGAUUGAGAUCAAAAGCGUGUCGCCUCCUCAGCCCAAACCUCUGGCACAAGCAGAGUUCCAUCUGCCUACUGUGUUUGACUUGCCAGCUCAGCCAAAGAGACAGUCGUCAGCCCACUCAACGACAGAAGCUGUAAAUGACCACAAGCAGUUAGCUGCUACAGCAAAAACCAUGCUUAAUGUUGAAUCCUCAGCAAAAGAGAAGGAUCAGAGACAAUCCACAUUUGAAGCUAUGGCACCAUCACAGACAAAGCCCAACGUUCACUCACUACCUGUAACUGGUGUUGUGCCUGCCAUACAACCUACACCUGCACCUCAGGUGCAAAAAAAGCCUGUGGUUCUGUUACCCAGCAAACCUGGUGAAGAAUCUACACAGCAGUCCGACAUAGCAUCAGAAUUUACACCCCAACCAGCAGCUCAGUCACAAAAUCAAUUCAAUGUGCAAUCAGUGCCUGAACUUAGGGCACAAUCACUGCCACCCCCCAAACCCCAGGCCCAGUUCCCGCCACAAACCCAGCAAUCACCAGUGCUGACCAAGGCCCAAAGUUCAACACAGCCCAGGGCUCAAUCAUCACCUCAGACAGGUCCUAAGGCUCAACCAAUUCCACCAGGGACUCCUCAGAUUCAAGCGGAAUCACCGGAUCUCUUAACUAAAGCAUCCUCUCUGGCUCAAGCUCCUUCCCAGGCCUACACAGAGGCCUAUGUGAAGGCCCAGGCCCUGGCCAGGAAUCACUUCGAGGAGGCCAAGCACUGCCUGCAGGCCCACAUCAUGGAAGCCAUCUCUGUCUUCAAAGAUAAGAGAUUAUCAGCGGAGCAAGCGUCAGUAAAGGAGGAGACUCUGAAGACUCUGGACCCAGAGUUGCUUGAGGAGUUCCUGAGAGCAGCCGAGGGCAUGGAGGCUUUUUGUACACACUCUCAACUCAAAGAGAUGGAGUUCUUCACCCAGUCUGUCCAGUCGCAGUGGGAGGCUUGCUUCUCAGCUGACUUUGCAGAGGCCGGGCAGCACUUGGAGGCUCUGAAAGAGCUGUGUGGCACUCUGAGCCCCGCGGACGCUCAUCGCCUGGCUCAGACUCAGCUGAUGGAAUGUGAACAGAGACUGGCUGCCAUUCAGCACCAAUUCAGUGGAGAGCAGGAUUCACCACAGCCUGAUUCAAGGGUUUACCAAGCCUUUGCUGAAGAGGUGAGCACACAGAAGGAAUCUGAAAAACCAAGUGACAAAGUUCAGCUUUCAGCAGAGGUGGCCCAGGCUUCAGUGCAGAAAACCUCUGAGGAGAAGACGGACAUUAAAAAGCAAACGUCUGUGGAGGAAAUCACAAAGAAGGAAGCUUUAGAAAGGUAUGAAACUUGCAAAAGGACUUUGCAAGCUCAUCUGGCUAAAAACGAGCAGAGCUUCAGGGACGUUCCGUCUGACUUCAUCUCCUUGAAAGGACUGCAUACCCGACUCCAAGAAAUACAGUUUCUGAGGCAGGAGACGGAGCUCCUGUGGAGCGAGUACGCCAACCACUGCUCCCACUACUCCCAGCUGAGCGGCGACGCUUCGCUGGAGCAAGAGAAGGCCGAGCUGCUGGAGCUGUGGCGCAGACAGCAGACGGACCUUCAGAGGAGAGGCAGCUCGCUGGGCGCUGCGCUCAGACAGAUUGACUCUACAGAGAACCACAUGGUGGACUUUAAUGAGCGCCUGGACCGCUACCUGAGACAGUCCAAAGAUAUCACUGGCUUCAGCCUGGCCAACACUAACAUCCUGAAAGAUAUCAAGGAGCUCCAUGACAACAUUCAGAGUGAGUUAGACCAGUUGUCACGACUAGACCCUGAAUCCAGCGACCUGGACCCUAGAGAAUGCUUCCCUCUGACUCGAGAAGUUGAGACCCAUAAAGCCAGCCUGGAUCAACUCCGUCAGCAGGUCCAGAAGAGUGAAGCAGCGGCCCGUGCCCUCGACCGAUUCCUCAUCUCGCUACGCAAGGUGGAUGAUGACAUAUCCGGGGUCCAAGGCGCCCCCUGCAGUGAUUCUGUGGUCCUGCAGGACUGCCGCUGCAAGCUAUCUCUGAUCAGACAGAGCAUCGACAGUCUGAAGGAGAAGGCACCUCAACUGGACCUGCUCCUGCAGGGAGCGAGGCUGACAGUAACCAGGGACGGUUCCCCAGCUUCCUGCCUGGACAUGGUGACUGUCCUGCUGAGAAGGCUGGAGGAGGCUGACGAUGGGCUGGCCAGCCAGCAGAGAGGCCUUCAGAGAGAGACUCAAAGCAAAUCUGUCGGCCUGAGGAAGAGGAUGGCACUGGGGGAGCUGACGAGGCUUCAGGAUGUGAUUGAGAAGCAAUGCCUGAAAGAGCCCACCAUGCCUGCCGUGCAGCACACGCUUCGUGCUCUGGUAGACUUGGAGGGCCAGCUCCAGACUCAACAGUCUGAGGUUCAGAGUCUCCGGGAACUGCAGGAGCAACAGGGAGGAGAAGAGAACCUCCUUCAGGACCUGGAAGCUCAGUGGGAAGAAACUCAAAGAGCUUUCUUUGACAGGAAAAAACAGUGCAAUGUCCUGCUGGAGCUUUUGAAGAAGUUCCAGACCUGUCGCAGUCACCUGAGCUCCACUAUUCAGAAAGCUGAGCAGAGCAUCAGCGAUCAGGCUUCCUAUAUGGGCAAGGACAACUUACAGAGAAGUAUAGCAAAGAUGGGUGAUAUGAAGGAGGAGUUGGCUGGUCUUGGAGAGAAGAUGGAAGAAAUGAGGGCUGCUUGCAGACAACUCCAGUCAGAUCUGAAGAAGUUCCCAGACUGCACCGAGAUUCCGUUUGAAGUCGAGGCAGAUACAUUGAUGGACAACUGGCUAGACGUAACUGAAAAGACAGAUGGCUGUAUGGAUAACCUUCGCGUGGGGCUGGAACUGUGGGAGAAGCAGCUGAUGCUUGGAGCCGAGGUGGACAGCUGGGCUGGAGCUAAACUCGCCCUGUUUGCAGGAGGCAAUCCCUUCCACAAUGAACCACAAGUUCUUGCCAUGAGAGUAAGAUCUGACUCUUGA
Messenger RNA from Fundulus heteroclitus (mummichog), 6309 nucleotides. RefSeq lists its product as uncharacterized. NCBI's taxonomy places the organism in Eukaryota, Metazoa, Chordata, Actinopteri, Cyprinodontiformes, Fundulidae. The transcript is spliced from 16 exons. The record is from RefSeq and is a predicted model, not a curated record. Bases 43 to 6309 code for a protein of 2088 amino acids.